AGGAGUUUGAAGCUGCUCACGCUAGAGUCGCGGCGUUGGGGAAUAGGGUCAAGACUGAGCUGUCGGUGGAGAUCGACAUGGCUGAUGUCGUCCUCGCUCUCGCUCGUCCGGGCGCGUCGAGUCCAGUACCAGAGCAGGACGACAGGGUGCUCGAACCCGGAGAGCCUAUGGCAAGGGUACACGUACAUCGUUCCCCCUCUCUAGGAACCGCACAAGUGGAGCGCAAACACGUCCCUCCAUUCUUGCGUAAGAAGCUGCCUGUGCCGCCAAAGCUCACCCUCGCAGAGCUGGAAGCACUGGCCAAGUGGAAGCUUCAGCGCGGAGCAGCGUUCUACAGGUGGAAAGAAGCGUGGGCCUCUGUCCCGAGUUUCAGGGAAAGGACUACUCCGGGUUUGUCUGCGAGGGCAUUCCAUCGGCAGCGGAAGGCCACUAAGAAAGAGGGGCUUCCGUGGCCUUACUAGCUCGUGCGGGAUCUCAGGGCAGAAAUGAGGAAGAAGAGUCUGGAGUUGGAAGGGUGUGAUCCUAAGAGGA
Messenger RNA from Dacryopinax primogenitus, 531 nucleotides. RefSeq lists its product as uncharacterized. NCBI's taxonomy places the organism in Eukaryota, Fungi, Basidiomycota, Dacrymycetes, Dacrymycetales, Dacrymycetaceae. Bases 78 to 461 code for a protein of 127 amino acids. The transcript has 4 exons. The record is from RefSeq and is a predicted model, not a curated record.